Cyprinodon variegatus (sheepshead minnow) is the source of this 3791-nucleotide messenger RNA. It is a transcript of the gene prom1a, whose product is annotated as prominin-1-A-like. The record is from RefSeq and is a predicted model, not a curated record. The transcript has 27 exons. Lineage: Eukaryota; Metazoa; Chordata; Actinopteri; Cyprinodontiformes; Cyprinodontidae. Gene Ontology annotation, cellular component: apical plasma membrane; microvillus; cell surface. Gene Ontology annotation, molecular function: cholesterol binding. The coding region runs from base 476 to 3145 and encodes 889 amino acids.
AUGCCUCUGCAUUAAAAAUGUUGUAAUUACAAGUAUGAUUGCAUUAAUUUUGCUCUUCAUCCUGCAGCAGGUGCAUGUUUUCAGAGCUAGGAGGAGCGCUUCUCUCUCCGUGGAUUAUCUGUCCAGCUCACACCCCCGCCCGCUCCUGUGACGCAGCGCAUCUUUGCGCGCAGAUACUGGAGUAGAAGCGACAGGAGCGCACGUCUCUGUGGAACUGAACGCACAGGAGACUGGAUACGGUGGAGACAAGAUCAGUCGGUUAUCAGCCGACAGGGAACCCCGGACCGUGGGGUAGGAUGCUCACAGCGCGUACACCCGUGGGCAGCAGAACUUAAAGAGCUGCGGUCCAUCCGUUGAAGCGCUUUAAGUCGAAAAUCUCCCUUCUGUUUGUGGAGAAACACAAAUCUGUCAGUGAUCGUCCAGUUGAAGUACCUGUGUGCAAUCUGAGGGUAGAUCGAGGUUCGCUUUAGAAACGAUGUGGAAACCCGGGACACUGCUGCUGCUGUCGCUUCUGUGGGCGUCCGGUGAACUCCAGCAGGAGACGGAGCAACGGAGGCUACCGCCUCCGGGAAAGUUGGAUUUCGGCUACGUGCCUGCGGGAGUUUAUGAGACCCUGGCCCAUUACGAACCCGGACCCAUAGGGAUCCUGUUCCAGCUGGUGCGCGCCUUCCUGCACGCGGUGCAACCCAACGCGUUUCCACACGAUCUUAUUGUCAAGCUGGCAAAGGACAAGUUUGGAGCCAUUCAAACCGAAUAUAAAAAGCCAGAGAAUAUAGUGCUGACCUUGCAGGCCAUCUACUAUGAGAUAGGCUUCCUCAUAUGUGCAGCGGUGGGCCUGCUGUUCGCCAUCCUCAUGCCAGUUGUGGGGCUCUUCUUCUGCAUGUGUCGCUGCUGCGACAACUGUGGCGGCGAGAUGCACCAACGCCAGAGGAAGAAUGCGGACUGCCGGCGUGGCCUGCUGGGGACAUUACUCUUUUCCACCUCAUUGGUCAUCACGAUUGGUGUUCUGUGUGCAUAUGCAGCCAACCAGAACCUGAGUUCUCAGGUGAAGAACAUACGGCGGCUGGUCAACAGCAACAUGAGAGACCUUCACACCUUUGCUAACGACACACCAAUGCAAAUCGAUUACCUAAUAUCCCAAUACGCCACCGCCAAGAACAAAGUCAUCUACGACCUAGAUAACAUAGGUCCAUUACUGGGUGGAAGGAUACAUGGACAAUUGGAUAAGGAGGUUCAUCCUGCUUUAAACCAAGUGCUUAAUAUGGCUGGAGCCAUGAGAGAAACCAAAGAGGCCCUGGAGAACGUCAGUGUUUCUCUGGUGGUCUUGCAGGAAGGAGAAAGAAAACUUCAUUUCAACCUGAGCCGAAUCCGCAACAGCAUCAACCGUACCCUCGAUGACCCUGGCUGCCUUGAUGAAGAAUCGGACGCCACCACAGCCCAGCUUUGCCGCAGCAUCCGCCAGUCUUUGUCCCAGCUGCAGAUUAGUGCAAAUUUCACCCGGCUCCCUGAUGUGAACCCUCAACUGGAAAAGAUGAAAAAUGUUGUGAAAACAGAUCUCAGCUCUGUUGUCCACAGGGGCUUCUAUGCUUUGAAUGACACCCCACACAUGGUCAUUGAACAGACCAGAGCUGUUGUCAUGAGCAUACAGAAUUUGGUGGGCAGCGUCGGUAACAACAUCACCAGUUUCUCCAAAGUUUUUCCAGUGCAGACAUGCCUGUCCAACUUCACCAUCUUCAUCAGCCAUGCACACGCCAAAAUUGAAGAUUACUAUCCUGAAAUUGAUCAAAUAGAUUUCUACAGAUGGAUUGGCUGUAUUGCUCUGUGCUGCAUGGUGGUUCUGGUCUUGGCCUUUAACUAUUUGGGCCUUCUGUGUGGCACUCUGGGAUACGACAAGCAUGCCUCACCUACAACACGGGGAUGUAUAUCCAAUACAGGAGGAACACUGCUCAUAGCCGGCGUUGGAUUUAGUUUCAUUUUCUCCUGGGUGCUGAUGGGGCUGUUGACUGCCAUGUUCCUGGCAGGAGGAAACAUGGAGAAACUCCUCUGUGAGCCGUUCCACACCAAAGAGCUCUUCAAGGUCGUGGACAGUCCGUAUUUGAUCAACCCAGAGUGGAAGAAUUUCAUCCCUGGCUACCUGUAUAAUGACUCUGAAUUAGAGCUGACGACAGAAAGCUUGUACAGCACUUGCAAAGAGAACAAAGGCAUCUACUCUGCCCUCCGCCUGGACAAAGUCUUCAACAUCUCCUCAUUCCUUAACACUACAGUGUUCACUAAGGAUGUGGUGCGCCAGCUGGAGAGCUUCCGGAUCGACCUGAGAGGAAUAAUCUUGUUAGAGUCAGAGGGGAAGCAAAACCUCCAAGAUUUCUCUGAAGCAGGCCUGUCAGAGAUUAACUACGCGGACUUCCUUGAAGAGGUUAAUAAAGGUGUCACUGUGGUGGAUGUUGUCUCGUUCGCCAAAGAGCUGGAGUCCCAGACAGACCUGAUGCCCAGGGGACGUCUGCAGACAGCUCUGAAAGGCCAUGUGGCCACUCUUCAGCGGAUCCACAGACAACAGAUAGCUCCAAUGGAGCAAGCCAUGAAAUAUGUUAGAGCAAGGAGUGCAUUAAACCAGAGUAUGAGAUUUCUGGAGAGGACAGCCUCUGAUCUACCAAAUAAAGUAACAGAUGUUCUUGAGGCCAUUGAAGCAGCUCAGCACCUUAUCUCUCACAAUGCAACACUUUUGAUCAAUCAGGAAACAAGAAAGUAUUCAGCAACCAUUAUUGGCUAUUUUAAUCAAUACAUAGAAUGGGUCAAAACAUCAUUGGCUUUGGAGGUCGCACCAUGCAAGCCUUUCAGCAACGUGUUGGAUACAGCGCAGAUCAUGACCUGUAGUUUCUUGGUGGAUUCAAUGAACACUUUCUGGAUGGGUCUGGGCUGCAGCACUCUAUUUUUGCUCCCAAGUGUAAUACUAGCGGUGAAACUAGCCAAGUACUACCGCAGGAUGGACACGGAGGACGUCUACGAUGAUAUGGAAAUUGGUAAUAAUGGUUAUCAUAUUGAGAGUUCACAAGGUGUUCCUAACCCUGUGAUGACAAGCGUUCCUACAUAUGAUACAAUGAACAGGUUCCCACGAGCCUCGGCACCUCCGAGGCACAUCGACUGGUGAUAGUCAGCUCUAGCUUGGCUCUUGAAAGGUACUGGAACACAAGACGGGGAAUCUGUCUCUAACAUUGACUUCCUCACACUUUUUCUCACAGCCAUCCUGCUGAAAUAGAGUCAACAAUCAUCUGUUUUUAGCUUAUCUUCUAUAUCUUUCAUUUUCUAACACUUAACGCCUGUCCACAGCUUGUUUUAGUGCUUUUUUCUGCUUGCUGAAAAACCAUCAUGGUGAGAAUGACUAAUUUUACAGUGAACUGUCAAUGCCUGUGAUUGUCGAAGUGUUUUAGAUAUGAGAAACCUUGAUUUUUAGCUGUUGCUACUUGUUUUUAACACAAACAUCUUGUGAAUGGUUUUGUUUAGUUAGCUCCUGAUAUUAGUAAGCCAGUAAAAUUAAUUUAGAUGUAGCUGCCUACCUUACAGCACCCUCUGGCAAAGUUCACAGUCUAAAAAUAAGUUUGUCUUUUAUUGCAGUUUAUCUUGCAACAAACACAAGAGUCACAAUGAAAAUAGAAAUUAAUAUUAAUUUUAAUAUUUAAUAAUUAAUAUUUAUUUAAAAAAAUCAUACAUUUCCUCUGAGCAAAUUAACUCAGUGAGGCGAAAUGUUUUGCGAUAUAAAAUACUAUUUACACUGAAUUACUGUUCCCUCAAAUAAU